AUGAACGCAUCAUCCGCUGUUUCGAGCAAUCAGACAGUUCUGCCGGUCAGUCCACAAUGGGGCUACGAAAUGGUUCUAAACGCUAUUUGUAGCACAUUAGCCCUAUUCUUCAACACGGUGGUAGUUGUUGUAUUCUCAGUUCGUCCGGAACUGCGCACGACUUUUACGAUCUACCUAACCGCGUUACUGACCUCCGACGCUUUAAUGAGUAUUCACGGCUGCUUGACGAUUAUCAAGCAGCUCUACCCAGUGUAUAUGCGCAACGUCGUUUUGUGUGAUUUCCGCUUAUAUAUCGCAUGGGUAAUGAUCGGCGUGCCGUUGAACAUCCACGUCUUGAUCACCGUAAAUCGGAUUUGGGCAAUUGCCUUUCCGUUAUCGUACCGCAGCUAUCAUAGCUCCCGAUUGGCGCUGAUACUGGUUGUUGUGACCAUCGCGUACGUUCACGUAAUCGCCUUACCGGGAGUGAUUAUGAACGCACUGUACUUCCGACGACCUUUAUCCAGCAGCAGCUGUUCCCUUAAUCUAGGCAAGAUGACGACCUGGUAUCAGAUGGUGCAGAUUGUUAUCUACGAAUUUCCGGUGGUUUUCAUGAUCGUAGCUUGGAUGUAUCUGAUGUACCGUCAGCGGAAGCAACAGAAUACCAUCCAUGCCAUUACCCAUGCUGCGACGAUUGUGGACCAUUCUAUGGAAACCCGGAGCGGUAAAAAACCGCACCGAAGGAAAUAUACCAAAGGUUUCUUGGUGUUUUCUGUGCUAACGUUGAGUGCGUUUAUCUGCUGGACGCCGUAUGAGACUAUCUACACGCUGUGGGCGUUUUUUGAUAUCCAUGAAGCAGCGAAUCGGAGGAUUAUUGAUGUAUCGCUGGCGCUGUAUCUCGUACAGCCGGUUCUCGAUCCGAUAUUAAUUAUGAUUACGAUGGAUGAUCUGCGUGCAACUAUUAAACAAAUGCUGCGCUGUAAAUAA
This is a messenger RNA of Paramacrobiotus metropolitanus, 963 nucleotides long. Its product is annotated as histamine H2 receptor-like. The transcript has a single exon. Gene Ontology annotation, molecular function: G protein-coupled receptor activity. Gene Ontology annotation, biological process: G protein-coupled receptor signaling pathway. The record is from RefSeq and is a predicted model, not a curated record. Lineage: Eukaryota; Metazoa; Tardigrada; Eutardigrada; Parachela; Macrobiotidae. Gene Ontology annotation, cellular component: membrane. Bases 1 to 963 code for a protein of 320 amino acids.